AUGUGCUCCCGCCAGGACAGGGACCAGUGCCACAAGCAGGAGCGUUACACCCAGCAGAGCAGCGGCGGCUGCCACAGCUCCGGUGGAGGCUGCCACAGCUCCGGUGGCGGCGGUGGCUGCCAUAGCUCCGGCGGUGGCGGUGGCUGUCACAGCUCCGGUGGCGGCGGUGGCUGCCAUAGCUCCGGCGGUGGCGGUGGCUGUCACAGCUCCGGUGGCAGCGGUGGGUGCCAUAGCUCCAGUGGUGGUGGCUGUCACGGGAAGCCACAGGUCCAGUACCACUACCACCAGCAGCAGCAACAGCAGCAGCAGCAGCAGCAGGUCCACCAGCUGCCCUCGCAGAAGAUGAAGUGAUGGGCUGUCCCACCCGCCCCAGCUCCAGCCACAAA
Molecule: messenger RNA, 386 nt
Organism: Pezoporus flaviventris
Lineage: Eukaryota; Metazoa; Chordata; Aves; Psittaciformes; Psittacidae
Product: loricrin-like
Exons: 1
Coding region: 1-351 (116 amino acids)
Source: RefSeq, a predicted model, not a curated record